Messenger RNA from Plenodomus lingam JN3, 1002 nucleotides. RefSeq lists its product as uncharacterized. The record is from RefSeq and is a predicted model, not a curated record. Lineage: Eukaryota; Fungi; Ascomycota; Dothideomycetes; Pleosporales; Leptosphaeriaceae.
AUGGCUACGGCUACCCUACAUCCUUCCACAUAUCGCCACUUCCUCACAUCCCCCCGAAUACCACCAGAGCUUGUCCUCAAGACUAUCCAAUACCUCCCCUUUGGAGACGGUAGCUUGAUAUCAACGCUUCGCCGCGCCCACCCCCGUCUCUGUAGUUUGAUCAAGACGUAUGAGCACUCGAUCACAGGCGCGCUCAUCAAGAGAGAGCUCCGGCAUGCGCAGACAGAUUUCCCAUGCAAGGAGGGUGCGUUGAGUCUGAAGUGGCUGGGAGAGUGUGUAAGGAGAUACGAUAUCGCGGAUGAUAUCAUGGACGCUUUCUUUUCAGAGAGGAAUUGCUUCGCGGUGGAACGACACAACCUUGCGCUAGUCAAUGCAGGACUAUUGCUCUUGUAUCAACUGGCUUCGCUUGACAGUCAUGCUGCCAGGCUCACCUAUAUCAAGAACUCGUCUCGCGACCCGUUGACAGCGAUAUAUCUCGCCCUCCAUCACGCGACGUUAUCAGCGCGCUAUCACGGCUCAGGCUGGAUUCAUCAGCGCACCUAUGGUCGCUCCAUGGAUGCCUACCAGCUUUCACUGAGAAAUGAAUUGGAGUUUUGCUUCGCAGAAGCUGCUCUGAGCUGCGGCCCCGAGUUCAUCUCCGAUAUGUUACUUCACCACGACACCUCAAAUGCCGAGACGACACUACUCAAUGUCUAUCAUGAUCACGGGACCCUGGACUGGGACUGGCCAUGUCCGGGGACAGAGUCGGGGGAGUUUGAGCCGCCGAGGACACAUGGGCCGCACUGGGAUGGUGGGCAGAGGGGAAAGAGUCUGUUCACGACGCUAUUGGAGACUUUGGCAGAGAAGCUUGGGUGUCCAUCUGAGGUGGUGAGGACAAGGAUUGAAAUGUGCACAGAUGCAAAAGAGCACUCGCUUGCCUAUCUUGAUCUUGAGGGCAAGGCCGUCUUACUACAGGGAUUUAAUUUGGACGAGGAGAAUUGUCAGACAGAAAAGGAAAGCUAG